Populus euphratica (Euphrates poplar) is the source of this 1180-nucleotide messenger RNA. Its product is annotated as thioredoxin H-type-like. The record is from RefSeq and is a predicted model, not a curated record. Bases 437 to 856 code for a protein of 139 amino acids. NCBI's taxonomy places the organism in Eukaryota, Viridiplantae, Streptophyta, Magnoliopsida, Malpighiales, Salicaceae. The transcript is spliced from 5 exons.
UGAUAGCAAGGAUAUCAUUGAAUUAAUUUGCGCGUUAACCGGUAAUGAAGGCUAUCUCAUGACGAUUUAAGGAGUUUACUCUCUGAAUUGGUUGGGUAACCCUGCAGAAUGUAGAGUUGUAAAAUGGAGGGGAUUGAUAGCCAUUGAAUCACAAGAAGAACAGUGUGGACUCCUUGGACCUUUGUAACUUAUCUCUUGUUUUUACUAGUUCAAACAGAAAAGCAAAGGACAGAAAGCGUGUCUGCUUAUAAGCACAAAGCAUGCUUCUUUCUCUUCUCUUUUACCUCCCUUCUUUCCUUCCAUCGCUCCGCAAUUAAGGACUAGGGUUUUCAUUCGACCUUGACAAUUCAUUCAUAAUCUCCUUGUAAUUAUCUUUAAGAAGGAUAUUUGGUAUACCACGUUAAGCUGCUUGGGAUUAAAAGUUUGGAAAUCAGAUAUGGGACUUUGCUUGGAUAAGCAUAAACGUGAUGCAGACAGUGAUGAGCUCCAUGUUGAGUUUGCUGGUGGUAAUGUGCACCUCAUAACCACAAAAGAGAGUUGGGAUCAGAAGCUGUCAGAAGCAAGUAGGGAUGGCAAAAUUGUGCUCGCAAAUUUCAGUGCAACAUGGUGUGGUCCUUGUAGACAGAUUGCACCGUUCUACAAUGAGCUUUCUGAAAAAUACCCAUCUCUACUGUUCUUAUUGGUCGAUGUUGAUGAACUAUCUGACCUCAGUACAUCAUGGGAGAUCAAAGCUACUCCUACUUUCUUCUUUCUUAGAGAUGGGAAGCAGCUGGAGAAGCUUGUAGGAGCCAACAAGCCAGAGUUGCAGAAGAAGAUAACUGCUAUUGUAGACUCAUUGCCCCCUAGUGACAAAUGACUGCUGUGAUGGUAUCGAGCAACUUGAGUAUUUUAGUGCUUCAGUUGUGAGGUUCUAUCUGUAUGUUUUGUGCUUGUCACGUAGAUAUGACCAAUUUGAUGAAGGUAUUCUGUUGUUGAUAUGUGGUCAGAAAGAGCAAUUCCACUUGUGAAAGACUGCUUGAAGGGUGUAGACUUUUGAGUGUUUGGAGUUGGAAUUAGGGUUAAAGUUUGAUGUAGUCGGAAUUUGGUUUUUGUUUUAGAAGGGUUUGUUGAUGGAAUAAAGCGCUGUGAAAUAAAAGCUAUUUUUCUUCGAAGAAGAAGAAAAAGGAGUUGUGAAUAGCAA